Molecule: messenger RNA, 2705 nt
Organism: Choloepus didactylus (southern two-toed sloth)
Lineage: Eukaryota; Metazoa; Chordata; Mammalia; Pilosa; Megalonychidae
Gene: SLC34A1
Product: solute carrier family 34 member 1
Exons: 12
Coding region: 155-2056 (633 amino acids)
Biological process (GO): intracellular phosphate ion homeostasis; sodium-dependent phosphate transport
Cellular component (GO): apical plasma membrane; vesicle; brush border
Molecular function (GO): sodium:phosphate symporter activity
Source: RefSeq, a predicted model, not a curated record
UGUGGUGUAAGUGUGCGGGUGUCAGUUUGAAUGCAUGUGAUUGUGUGUAGUGCAUGUGAGGUGUGCAUGUGAGUAUGUGUGAGAGGUGUGCGUGUGAGUGUCUGUCCAGGGCACAGCAGCUGUCACUCAGUGCCGCUGCCCUUGCAGGUGUCAGAUGCUGUCCUAUGGCGAGAGGCUGGGGGCCCGGGCUGUCUCCCCAGUGCCGGUCUGCAGUGGGCACAUGAUGAGCGGGGCUGCCUUUGCCUAUGUGCCCAGCCCACAGGUCCUGCACAGGAUCCCAGGGGCCUCCGCCUAUGCCUUCCCCAGCCUGGGCCCUGUGGCCCUCGCCGAGCCUGGCUGCCCCUACGGGGAGGUCCUGGAGCUCCCCGAGCCGCUGCCUGCCAAGCUGGCCCUGGAGGAGGAACAGAAGCCAGAGCCCGGGUGGGCCCAGAAGCUGCGCCAGGCCGCCACAAUGCUCCUCAAGGUGCCGCUGAUGCUUGCCUUCCUCUACCUCUUCGUCUGCUCCCUGGACGUGCUCAGCUCGGCCUUCCAGCUGGCUGGAGGGAAGGUGGCUGGUGACAUCUUCAAGGACAACGCCAUCCUCUCCAACCCGGUGGCAGGGCUGGUGGUAGGGAUCCUGGUGACGGUGCUGGUGCAGAGUUCUAGCACCUCCACGUCCAUCGUCGUCAGCAUGGUCUCCUCUGGCUUGCUGGAGGUAAGCUCUGCUAUCCCUAUCAUCAUGGGCUCCAACAUCGGCACCUCCGUCACCAACACCAUCGUGGCCCUGAUGCAGGCAGGAGACAGGACUGACUUCCGGAGGGCCUUUGCAGGGGCCACGGUGCACGACUGCUUUAACUGGCUGUCAGUUCUGGUCCUGCUGCCCCUGGAGGCAGCCACCGGGUACCUGCAUCACGUCACUUGGCUCAUAGUGGCCUCCUUCAACAUCCGCGGCGGCCGGGAUGCUCCGGACCUGCUUAAGAUCAUCACGGAGCCCUUCACUAAGCUUAUCAUCCAGCUGGACAAGUCCGUCAUCACCAGCAUUGCCACCAGUGACGAGUCCCUGAGGAAUCACAGUCUCAUUCGGAUCUGGUGUCGCCCAGAUACCGGGAAGGCUCCCACUGCCAUGCCCAGCGGGACCCUUGGGAAUGUCACCAUGGAGAAGUGCAACCACAUCUUCGUGGCCACGGGGCUGCCUGACCUGGCCGUGGGGCUCAUCCUGCUGGCUGGCUCCCUGGUAGUCCUAUGCACCUGUCUCAUCCUCCUUGUCAAGAUGCUCAACUCCCUGCUCAAGGGCCAGGUGGCCAAAGUCAUUCAGAAGGUCAUCAACACUGACUUCCCGGCGCCCUUCACCUGGGUCACGGGCUACCUGGCCAUGAUGGUGGGGGCGGGCAUGACCUUCAUUGUUCAGAGCAGCUCGGUGUUCACCUCGGCCAUCACCCCGCUCAUUGGCCUAGGUGUGAUCAGCAUCGAACGGGCCUACCCCCUCACCCUGGGAUCCAACAUAGGAACGACCACCACUGCCAUCCUGGCUGCCCUUGCCAGCCCCAAGGAGAAGCUGACUAGCGCCUUCCAGAUUGCCCUCUGCCACUUCUUCUUCAACAUCUCGGGCAUCCUGCUGUGGUACCCGGUACCCUGCACGCGCCUGCCCAUCCAGAUGGCCAAGGCCCUGGGCAAGCGCACAGCCAGGUACCGCUGGUUCGCUGUCCUCUAUCUCCUUGUGUGCUUCCUGCUGCUGCCCUCGCUGGUGUUUGGGGUCUCCAUGGCAGGCUGGCGGGCCAUGGUGGGGGUGGGCGCCCCCUUCGGGGCCCUGCUGGCCUUCGUGGUGCUCAUCAGCGUUCUGCAGAGCCGCAGCCCCAGGCGCCUGCCCAAAUGGCUGCAGACGUGGGACUUCUUGCCCCACUGGAUGCACUCGCUGCAGCCCCUGGACCGCCUCAUCACCCGGGCCACCCUGAGCUGCGCCCGGCCCGAGCCCCGCUCGCCGCCGCUGCCCACCAGGGUCUUCCUGGAGGAGCUGCCCCCUGCCACACCUUCCCCCCGCCUCGCCCUGCCCGCUCGCCACAAUGCCACCCACCUCUAGGCCAUGGGCCCAGCCUGCUGCCUGGGGCCAGGAAGGGGUCUGUGCAGGUGCCUAAGAUGGGAGGGCAGAGGAGAGUGUGUGUAUGUGUAAGAGUGUGUGUGUGUGUGCGCACGCACGCACGUGUCUGUGCCACUCUGGGUGUGACUUCGUCCUGAUGCAGGUCUGCCAUGGUUUGGACUGGUGUGACCAAGAGUCGGUGGACAUCCACCUGUGGGCACCUUCAUUGGGAAAAGCCGGCCUGUAAAUGUGCAGACGUGUGGAUGCUUGCAUUUUGUACACGUGUGGGCCUGUGUGUGUGUGUGUGUGUGUGUGUGUGUGUGUGUGUGUGUACAGAUGCACCAGUGGGCAUCGCUGUGUAUGCUGCAGGAUGUCUGGGUAGGAUUUUGAGACUUUCUAUAUGUGAACAGAGGCCAGUUUGCAUCUCUGCAUUUACCUGACUGGGCUGGGUGGGAGGGAGGUUUGGUCGGAGCAUGUGACCAUGUGGUUGUUUGCUUGGGCAUAUACAUGGAUGCCUGAUCAGAGACUGAAUUCUCACCCCCUCCCUGCCACCUGCCUUCCUCCAUGCUACCAUUCUUAUCCUCACCCAGGGUUUCUGCACCACCAACUACAACCUGCUUCUCAAACACUGCCUGAUGGAAAAAAAAUAAAU